This is a messenger RNA of Eucalyptus grandis, 606 nucleotides long. RefSeq names its product glycine-rich protein 1-like. The coding region runs from base 1 to 606 and encodes 201 amino acids. The record is from RefSeq and is a predicted model, not a curated record. The transcript is spliced from 2 exons. Lineage: Eukaryota; Viridiplantae; Streptophyta; Magnoliopsida; Myrtales; Myrtaceae.
AUGAACGGCAGCGGCUCGAGCUCGGGGCAGCGGAGAUCGGUGGAGCAAGGGCACGGCGCGGCGUCUGGCGGGGCUGGCGGGGAUCACAGUGGCACGGGGGCCGACAGUGUUCGGGUGUUCGCGUUGGGCGCGCAAGCAGAGGCUGGCGGGCGCGACGGGGCCGAGCAGGAUGCUAAGGCGGUGGCGAGCAACGGGCCGGACUCAGCGACGGGUGGGUCGCAGGUUGCAGAGGCGCGGCGGCGUCGGACUCCGAGCGGUGAUGCGGCUGCAGGCGAAGCAGGGGGUCGGUGCAGGUUGCUGCAGCGGGCGGUCAAGGCGGAGCGGCGAAGGCGUCGAGUGGGCUGGCGGAGGUGUCGGGUCGCCGCAGCUGUAGCAAGGACAACAAGCGGCGGUGCUGGUGCGGUGGCCAGCGGGAGGAGCGAGGGGCGGUGCCGCGCGGCGUCCGGCGUGGGGGGUGACCGGCGAAUCGCUGGUGAAGCGACAGUGGACAGCGAAGAGAGUGCUGCACGAAGGAGAAGAACAAGAAAGAAAAGAGAAAAAGCUUUCUUUUUGACCAAGACAGACGGGUGCGUUUGGUUCAACUUUUGGGAAAAGCCUUUGAGAUAA